Punica granatum (pomegranate) is the source of this 1946-nucleotide messenger RNA. Lineage: Eukaryota; Viridiplantae; Streptophyta; Magnoliopsida; Myrtales; Lythraceae. The record is from RefSeq and is a predicted model, not a curated record.
GGGACCAACGUGUCCCCCGAUUUCUUCUCUUCCUCCUCCUCUUCUUCUUCUUCCGUCGAUUCACUUCGCCGGAGUACAGCGCUGAGAGACGUUUUCGCUUCGGAUUCGACGUCGGAGGAUCGCCGGCUACGGAUUCGGAUGGCCACGAAUGGCGGUGGAGGUGUACAGAGAGAGGCGGAGGCGGCGGUGGGUGGGCGGAAUCUGGUCUAUGUCUGGGGCUACCUCCCCGGAGCUUCGGUUGAGAAGUCGCCGAUUGCAGCUCCGGUGGAAAUCCGGCUUGGUGGAGGCGAUUCCUGGAAGGACGUCUGCGGCGGUGGCUGUGGAUUCGCCAUGGCAAUUUCAGAGUCGGGAAAGUUGAUAACAUGGGGUUCGGCAGAUGAUGAAGGUCAAAGCUACGUAGCUUCAGGAAAGCAUGGGGAAAUUCCAGAGCCCUUUCCUCUUCCAACGGAGGCGUCAAUCGUGAGGGCUGCUGCUGGUUGGGCCCAUUGUGUUUCUGUUACAGAGGCAGGUGAAAUAUACACUUGGGGUUGGAAAGAGUGCGUUCCUUCUAGCAAAGCUGUCUCCGAUAUGGCUUUUGGAGGAGGCUCCCAAAAGGACACGAGUGGAAGACAAAGCUCUACAGCGACUGAACAAGUGAGCCCCAAGUCUCAAAGCUCAAAUUCAGCGCAGGCCAGUGACAAGAAGGCAGGAGAGGAAAUCUCCAAGCGAAGGAAAACAUCAUCUACUAAGCAAGAACUUGAGAGUAUGGCUCCUGGAGAUGAAACGUUUACAUUGCCACCUUGUUUAGUGAACCUGGGUCCUGGUGUGAGGAUUAGUACGGUUGCUGCUGGAGGACGCCACACCUUAGCAUUGUCAGAUAUGGGGCAGGUUUGGGGUUGGGGCUAUGGUGGUGAAGGACAGCUAGGUUUGGGAUCUCGGAUAAAAAUGGUUUCCUCUCCCCAUCUUAUACCUUGCAUUCAGCCCCCUAGCCUCAGAAAGGAUGGAACCUUAAUAGGUAACAAUGGUAGCAUAAGCUCAGCAAUGCAAAUGUCAAAAGCCCCUGGAAGCUGUGUGAAGCAAAUUGCUUGUGGAGGUCGGCAUAGUGCAGUUCUAACAGAUUCUGGAGCAUUGCAUACAUUUGGAUGGGGACUUUAUGGACAGUGUGGACACGGGAAUACAAAUGAUCAACUAAGACCAACAUGUGUGUCUUCCUUAGUGGGAAAUGCAAUUGGGGGUAUUGCUGCCGGUUUGUGGCAUACUUUGUGCGUCACUGUUGAUGGACAUGUGUACACCUUUGGUGGGAAUCAGUUUGGACAACUCGGAACAGGAACGGAACAUGCAGAGACCGUACCGAGGCUUCUGGACUGUCCUGGUCUGAAAGAGAAGCACGUGAAGAUGGUGUCAUCUGGAGCCCGCCAUAAUGCAGUGCUAACAGAUGAUGGUCAAGUUUUUAGCUGGGGAUGGAACAAAUAUGGGCAGUUGGGUUUGGGCGACACCAUCGACCGAAAUAUCCCUUCCCGAGUUUCCUUUGAGGGCUUUGUUCCGAAAAACAUUGCCUGUGGCUGGUGGCACACUCUAUUGCUGGCUGAGGAACCUUGAGGCAGAGGCUUUUGAAACGCCAUUGAUUGAUGCUGCGAAGGACGAGCAACAGUUUUGGUAGAUAGCGGUUCCUCUUGCUCUUGACCUGGUGGAGCAGUUCCUUGAUGUACAUUGUGUAACUUUGUCCAGCAUAAUGUACAGAAGAAAUAUUUCCCGGUCCUCGGGAGCCACUUUCAGCAAUUACCCUGAAUGAUUCUGUAGGGCUUUUCUGUACGUAAGGUUUUAGAUUGCAGCUGGUGCUCGUAUCAGUACGGAGCACAUUGUCGGUUGGACAGUUUCAUUUCUUUGCAGUGAGAGACUCGACAGUGCUUGUUUCACUGUAUCAUUUCUUCCGGGUUCCCCGUAAUGUAAACUUUUUCAGACUGCAA